UGCCAGUCGGCAGGAAAAGGAAAUUUGCAACGGCAAAUUCCACUGGACACCAACAAGAAACUCGCGGAAAGAGAUCCAGGAAAACCGAAGAUAGUGCGGUUGAAAGGAACUUGUCGUCCAUCGAAAAGGGAGAAAAAAGGGAAAAAGGAGAAGGCUAAAGAGUGCAUAGUAAUAUCUUCGUCUUCGGAAGACGAAGAAAGUGCGAUAAACAAAAAGGCUGUAAAAGACAGCAAUGGCACAGCUAGGAAACCAACUUGUAGGAGAUCGAAAAGGCAGAAAGACGGGGUAAAGAAGGGUGGUGAUGCUGGGAAGAGUGCAUUGAUAUCUACGAGAUUGAAUGUUAAAAGGACAGCUGCUAAGAAAGCAGAAAGAGGUGGUAAUGCAACAACUAAGAAAGCAACUUGUAGAAGAUCGCGAAGGAAGAAGAAAGAUCCAAAGAAAAGUUCGGAGGAGAGCAGAGUUAUGCCUGCAAGUUUGAAUGUUAAGAGGUCAGUUAACUGAAGUUGGCAUAACCUGUGGGUGAAAACAUGGGGCUGGUAGCCCGCAAGAAUAGAGGGCAGUAGGGUUAUGGGAGGUGGGAGAGGAGAAGGUGGGAGGUGGGAGUUUGAACAGGGUGGGAAGGUGGAUAAGUAUGGACAAUAAUUAUGCAGCAAUGCAUAAAAUUUUGUAAUCAAUAACGGCGUAAAUGAGUGGAAGCCAAGGAUAAAAGGGGCAGGAGCUAAGAAUACAUAGUAUGCAAUAAAGGAGGUUUAGAAAUCUCCCUGACAUCUUGAUGGUUACCCUCUAUGAUUUUGCAAAAUUUUGAUUUCCACCCCCGUCUUCCUCUGAACUGGAAACUAUACUUUGAAUUUCCACUCCCUAGAAGUAGUAGACUCUUCACAGUCCCCUAUUUUUCUUUGAGAUCGUCAAGAUAUAGCAUGUCUUACCAUUAAUGGUGGCCAUCUUGAUUUUCAAAUGUAUCUAGGGGGCGAGCGUCAAUGAUCUUGACGAUCGUACAGGAAAAUAGGGGACUGUGAACAGUCUAUAGCAGUAGAGUAGCCAAUUAUUGUUGCAUUUCCUGACAUAUUUCCCUGGUUGGCCUGGGUCUUACCCUGGGGCCAGCUGAACUGAAGAGCAUAAACCUUCAGGAUAGGGAAGGAGGGUUCACCCUUGAUUGACUGAGCAGGCUUUUUUCUGGGUAGAGAUUUUGACACUUUUUGUCCCAGGGUGAGAAAUUUUACAUGACUGACAUCUUGAAAAAUUAAGAGAACCUUGAAAUAAGUCAUUCACCAUCCUGGUAAUUUCCAGAAGUCACCAAGAGCAAAGGAUUUCUCUGCUCUUGAUCUGCUAAUUGAAUAAGCAUCUGUGUAUAAAUUAUACAGUCUGGCAUGUGAUACAGCUGUUACCAUUAUGUUUGUAGUAGUUAUGCUUACCAAUAAUUGUUGCAUGUUGUUGCAUGUACAAAAAUGCAUAGUAGCAUACAUGUUGUAUUCUAUCAAUCAUUCUACUAUUAAUUGUAUAUAUUUAUGGUAUGUAGUGAAAAAACUCUUAGCAUCUCUUUGGUUUUAUAAUGGUUAGAAACUUGACUAAAUUAAUAGUUACAAAUUAGGGCUGGGAAUCAAAGACUUAUCUGCAUCUUACGCAUGCUAAAUUUUAGCUUAUAUUUAGCAGUUUUUAACUUGUGAGCAAACUUCUUCUUGACAUUCUAUUUCAUGUCAGUGAGAAAAAAAGGUUUGCUAAUUUUAGAUUUUGAUUCUUUCAGUGUAUUACCUUUGUCUGGUUCUUUGAGGAAUGCUUGUCUGUUUUUUCUAGCCAGAGGUCAGGUAUGUUUCAACCAAAAAAUAAAUUGAAUAAGUAGACAAACAAGAAAACAAAGAAAUAAUUUAAAACCUAGAGUCACUGGCAGAGGGAGUAAAAGCUUUGUUGUUAAACUGUAAAUUGAGGGCUGAGAUAGUGUUGAAUUGUCCUUUACCAGAUAGCGUACUGUUUUAUGCCCUAUGAAUCUGCUUGAAAAAAAUUCUCAAAUUACAACAAAAAAAUAUUUCUUCGUAAUAUAUUUCAAGUCAUAAGUUUUACUGGCAAAGUUGGUGAGUCUACUGGUAUAUCAGUUUCUACUUUCACCAACCCCAUGAUCUGUUGUUUAAAGCAUCAUUACUUGUAGCUUUUGAGCUUUUGGGGCAGCCAUUUUAUUCUUGGAAAGAAAGCUGUUGGAAUCCUGUUCUCAAUUUUGUAGUACAUGACUGUAUACUGUGCACCCAUUCUUGUGCUUCUCCUUCUUCAUAGGGGAAGAGACUUUGUGUGACGAGACAGAAAAAUAUAACUGCAUGAGAGACAAAUUUUUACGCUUGUGGAAACAGCAUCCAACUGUUUAAAAAAGUACAGACAAUGUAAAUGCUGGUCUUUAUGUCUCUUAAAGCUUUUUUUAUAUCCAUUUAAUGUCCUCUUGAUUCGAGUAAUAAUUAUUGUGACUCUUCCCCCGUACAGGCGGUAGAUUUGAUGGAUGCACAUUACUGUUAUUUAAAGAAUCCUUAUUUUCUUGUUUUGAAAUUAUUUUGCUCCAUUUGUUUUUGUUUUAAACCAGAGAGUUUGCAUCAAAGGGUUGGCUCUGAUCAAAACCCUGAUCGGGUCAGUUGAAGUGUAUGGUUCUGUUUUGGGACCUGAUCAUGACCCAGUGGAAAUCUUCUGUCCCAGUACUUUAAGUCUUGCUGUGUUGUCUGAACACAGUGAAGAAAAUUCCUUAAGAGGUAUUAAUUUAAAGAGAAUAUUUCAAGAUGUUCUACAAAACCAGCCUCCUGAGGUGAUGAAGAAGGCCCUGGUGAGAUCAAGAAAAUCAGCCACAGUUCUGUUGAUGAAAUCCUUGCAAACCAUAGAGACAAACUUUGUAUGCAGUAUUCAACGCUUCCAUGAUAUAUUCAGCUUGAAUCUUGGCAAGGUAUUUGUUGGUUCAUUGCCAGACCAGUCAGUUAGAAACCAGUGGAAUUAUCAAGAGAAAAUGGAAUGACAUUGCUCGAUUGAAAUCAAAGUGAUCCAUUUCUGUUCGGACCAAAACUUUGAUUACUGCUUAGCAAAGUAGAAUUGUAAACACAAUUUUUUGGAAAUGGAACAGCAAGUUUUUUGUUGGACCAGACUGACUGGUCAAAGAGGACCACCUCUGGAGGUGAACCACUUUGACCAGAAAAUUUCCACCCAGACCAAAGCUUUCCACUUAUUUCUCAACCAAAAUUUCUGAAAAUUUUGACUUAAUUGAAAGCACUCAGAGAAUGCCAAAAAAAGUCUAAUAUAAAAAUAAUACCGGGUACAUGACUAGACAUUGUAGUCCAUAUAUCAAACUUUAUCAAACUUUAAACCUAUAGGUCUGGAUUAGAACCUGGCCACCAUGUUGUUCCCUUACAGGUGUAUGGCAGAUUUCUUGGGGGGUAACCUUCCCUCAGGGGAGAGGAGGGUGGUGAGGGCAGUGUUUCGCAACACCUGUAGGCUCCUGAUGCUACUAAUAUGGGUUGCCACUUUUUUCUUUUUGGGUGCCACUACCUGAUGGUUCAUCUCAUAACAUUUAUUACUGGAGACAUGUUUAAUGUUACAACUGACCAAUCCAUUCAAAACCUACCAUUUUUAGCUAUGUGCUAAAUUGUUCUAUCUUUUUUCUUGCAGGUUUCCUCUCUUGACAAAAUAGAGAUGUCUUUGAAGAAGAAAACAGCUCCAUUAGGAUUUAUUUUUGUAAGGAUACUGACAACCAAUUUUCCAAUUUUCUCAAACUCUUUUGUUCCAGUUUGCAGGGUUACCAUCCUUUGAUUGUGUGGUUCAGAGAAACUUUUAUUUCGAACCCAGCCAAGUUUCUGAACCUGUACAAUCUACUGUACCCAGCAUAGGAUUUGUAUGAAAAAAAACUAGGAUUUUCUGGUCCUCUGAGAGGAAAAGGUGGGCACCAGGGGCCACCAGGCUCUGUAACAGCACAGCCCUGCCACCCUCGUUAGAGGUAAUUUGAUGUGAGAGAUUAAAAUGUUACAAGCUGUAAUUACAAUAAUUUUUAUUUGAGUAAUAAAAUUGGGAGUCUCUAAACACAUAAAGAAUAAUUUGGAGGGGGAGGGGGGGGGUUAACUGAAGGGAAUAUUUAUUAUUUUUGUCAUUAUAAGUAAAUACAUAAUAGUAAUAAUGACAACAACAACAAUAACGACAAUGAUAUAUUUUUUUGGAAUUCAAUUUACACAUUGACACAUUUUGGCUUUUCAAAGAAGACAGCGGAUAGCACGAUGUAGCCCCUUUCAUCUAUUUGUGUUCUCUAGUUGGAGCCAUGGUACCCAGCACGAUGUAGGAUGUUGACAGUACCCGAUCAGUGGAAAGUUGCUGCAUCUUCAGUGUGUCAAACAAAAAUGGGCAUGGAAGGUAUUAACAUUCAUUUGAUCAUUGAAGCAAGUUUUAUCACAGGAAACCACAGUUAGUCAUUGUCAGUUUUUGUUUUAUGUUUAACAGCCAAGGCCCCUGUUAUUCUUAUUUGUGGUGGAAAGGACAUUGGAAAAUCAACAUUUGCAAGAUAUUUAACUAACACAUUCCUAAAUAGGUAUGUUUUGCCUACAAUAUAUAUUUUUAAUGUUUUACGUAAUUGAGUGGCACUAUUGUGCUAAAAUACAGUUGUACAUUUGGUAUCUAAUUGUCCAGGGUAUCUUUUUGUCCAGUUUAAACUACAGUGGAACCUCUAUUCAGGGGACACCCUCUGGACUAAGGCAAGUGUCCCCCGACUGGUGGUUGGGCGGGUGUUUAUCAACGAUUUUUGUGGUCAGUCACUUUUUGAGUGCUAAGGUGUCCUCUGAAUGGAGGUUAAAUCUUGGUUUUUGGGAUCCAGAAAAAAUGUCCCUUUCCCCUGAAUAGAGGAGUCCCUUCAACAGAGCUAACAAAUACAAAGAAUAUGUGAACUUUUUUUCGGAACCAAAUUUUGUGUCCCAGGAAUGGAGGUGUCCUUUGAAUAGAGGUCCCCCAAAGGAGAGGUUUCACUGUAGGAAAUAUGUAAGUGCCUCUGAACUGGUUCUGUAAGAGUGAUUGUCUGGUGAAUCCCCCUGAUGUUUUUCUUUAACAUUGCCACUGCUAUGAUUUUUUGUCCAUGAAUAUUCCAUGAUACCGAUUAGUCUCCAAUGAUAAAGGGGCUAACAGUCAUAACGUGUCAAGUGAGUCGACAUCAUUAGCUAUCUUUUCACCACUUCUAAUUGAGUUAGAACAUGCCAGGGAAGCAGCGAGCCAUGCGAAAAAAUUGCAAAACCGAAAAAGAAGUAAUAGGAAGAGAGGAAGUGAAAGCUAACCAUUGUAAAUACAGUGAAGUAUAUAUGAAAUAAUUCAUUACAGUAAAACCCCACCUUACGGCCACUUUUUUGACUGCCCGGCAAAACGCGCGGCCAUACAUUUUCUUGUUAAAAAAAAAAAAAACGUUAAUACUGUCACCUGUUAAUACAGCCGAAUGUUUUUGGCCCAUUGGUGACCGCAUUAACGGGACCGGCUGAAGAGACAAUUCUAAACUAAAUUAAAAAAAUCUUGUUUUAUUCGUAAGGGGAGGGACGCCGAAAUAUUCGCAUUGUUCAGCUGAUGGUAAAGAAUUAACGAUGAUGUUUCGCUUGUUUUAGUUUACACGAAUUAACCAGUGAAAAUAAUUAAUACUUCAAUCUCAAACUGACCCUCUCAAAUUGACUUAGCGUUGAUGUUGUAAAGAACAUAUUGAUGUUAAAUCAAAAUGCUAGUAACUUAAAGGGUUAUUACUCGUGCUAUGUUGAUUAUGUUUGGGACUUAUUUUUUUCUUUUUAGACAGAACGAGCCGUAUUUCCUCGAGUGCGACGUUGGCCAGUCUGAAUUCACUCCUCCUGGGUUAAUAUCACUAAACAGAGUGUCUUCUCCCCUGCUAGGUUUGUACAUGCAGUAAAAAGGCUUGCAAGUGCUAACUUGUAGCUAUGACAAAACGUUCUUUCCUCCUUACUUUGUUUCUCUUCCAUUUUUUCUUCAACACGCCACUUGUACAUCUCCCACAAUGCACCUUAUUUGCCCCCCAAAAUUUUGCACAACCAUUGUUUUUCAUUUCUCCUGGGUAUUACAUCCGUCCCAAUGCUUAUGCAAAAUUUUGGGGGAUUUGCAAGUGCCGUAUACAGUACAUAUUAUGACAACUUGUUUGUGUUUUGUGUUCGUUUGAAUUUUAGGUCCGCCAUUCACUCAUCUUCGACAACCUGAGAGGUAAUAACAAUCUCCUUAUAAGUAACUUGAAAUUUUUUAUUCCUGAUAAGCUAUAAAUUCGAGGUUUUCGAAGCUUUUGCCAAAGUCAUGUGUUAGCUUAGAAUUUUGUACCUCUGUAGUUGCGAACGUUUUUUUUUUCAUACCACUGAAAACACUCGUGAUAAUUGUUGUCUUUUGUAGAUCUGUAUUUUUUGGUGAUGUAUCCCCAAAGGAUAGGCCUGGGUUCUAUAUUCAGUGUAUUUACAAUGUGUAUCAGACAUACGCUGAUAAAUACAGAAACAAGAUUCCAUUGAUUAUCAACACACAGGGAUGGGUUAAGGGUAAGUAGUUCAAACAGCAGAGUGCGUUGUCGUUACGUUACGAAGUCAAACGAUUUUCACUUUAAGUAAUAAUGAUAAUAUUUAUUAUUAUGGUUUAUUAACAGCAUUUCCAUAAAAAAGGGGCUCUACAUCUGCUAAUAAAAUAUAAAUUAUAUAGUGUAUAUUCAGCUAGAAAAAAAAUACAUUAAUAUAUCUGGCCUCGGUUGUUCAAAGGCUGGAUAGCGCUAUCCACCGGGUAAAUCUCUAUCAAGUGGAUAGUGCAAUUAGUCUCCCCAAUACUUAUCCGCUGGAUAGUGAUUUAUCCGAUCGAUAGCGCUAUCCAACGUUUGAACAACCGGGACCAGGAGCAGAAAAUGUGCGUGGUAAAAAAACUAACUAAUUAACUAACUAACUACUUAACUGUGGUUAAAAAAGUGUAUUUAGAACUAUUACAUUACUACAAUUUACUUCGCUCUUUUAAGAUAUUGAAGGUCUGUUUGGAAAAAGACCCAAAAUUUUUACAAGAUUUGGUUGGAGCAAUUAGGGAGUUGUGCUAGUUGAACAGCGUUGUUAUGAUCGGGCAAUAGUCAAGAAAUUUUUUCUCAAGGUUAAGACAAUGUCAGUAAUAGUUGCCAGGAAAAAACAGCAUGCGGGACCAAAACGCAGAUCCUUUCCAAUUAGUCAUUCAGUCACUAAGUCAGUCACCCCGUCAAUCAAUUCAUCAAUUCAGCAAUUCACGGUCAAAAAAAACGUAUGACACUUUACUCCGAUUUUGUCCCCCGCUCCCUCAAUUUCCUGCUAGGUACCUGUUUAGCUUAAUUCGGUCGCCAAUAGCUCUUUCCUUUUUUAUCCAAGGAAUGGGAGUACCUCUUUUGUUGGAUGUGAUUCGCGUUGUAAAGCCAACACACAUUGUACAGUUCAAUUACGCCACCAAAGAAAACGCUAACAAGAAUUUACCAAAGAUGACAGCUGAACUGUUUGCAAGUACACCGGGAUGGGCAUUUACUGUUGAGGAGGAAGAGCGACCUGAAAACAACUCCAGGUGGUUAAAACAAAUUUCAAUGGCUUUGUGUCUUACAUUUAUUGGUGGAAAAAAGCGCCCUAAGUUCGCAAAGCUGUUGAUGCGUUUGGCUUUCACGAAAACGAAUGUUUUCUAAAACUCAUUCGUGUGGACAUGCUAAUCGUAUUGUUCGGUUUGAAUUUAUACAGAGAUGUCAACCUUUGUCCCGAGAACGUCACAGGAAGCGAUCUGGAUCCUAUUGUGAUUGAAAUCAACUCAUAUGAAUCAAAAAGCUGGCCGAGCUCCGUGUAAGUAACAUGUUACCUUUCAUGAACACAGAGAUGCAAAAGAGCUAGUAUGCAUGGUCAUAGAACGUUGAAAAACCGUUAUAUCAAUAUGCAUAUUCUCCACACUGUUCUCCAUAUAUUUACCUUUGGUGGAUGAGGGGAAUUUGUUUAACAAUCUUUACCUAUUUUUGUUGAUGGUUAUCUCCUUUGUUGUCGUGACGCAUCCUGGUCUUGUUAAUCGGCUUAUUAGUGCACUGUCCGUAAUAAUGAGGUUUCCGGAAAGCAGGGUUUAAGUGCAUCUAACCAGAGGAUCGCAAACUUUAUCAACGACGUUUGAAAUAUGUACUAUUAACUGGCUAAUAAUAUAUUCAUAUCUUUUAUUUCUUUCUUUUCUUCUAGUUCUAAAUUCAAAGCAUCAGAUCACCGGACUUUAGCAUUGCUGUCGUAUUUCAGCAGAACAAAAGCUAACAUCAGCCACUGUGAAGGCCGCUCUUCUCUUGCACAGACUUCUCUUCUGUCUUGCGUACCUUAUUCAGUACCGUGGAGCUGUGUGGGAAUACACGUUAUGCAUACAGAGGUACUGUUUAGUGUAUAACCUGACAGCGAAUAUGUUUUAACAACCUUGUGCAUAAUUUGUGAUGGAUUGAGGUCUUGUGUAAGUAGAGAGCUUUAGAUUCUCAGACGAGUACUACUACUAGGAUGAGAUUUCCUCAUUAGGUCGAUUUAGCAACAGGACGGGAACGUCAGUGGACGACGGGAAAGCACGCGGAAAGAACUAAACACGACUUCUGGUGCCCAAUUUGCCGCUCUGCCAUUGGUCAAGCCAGUUGUUUGAUCUGCGCCCGCCGUCGUCAACUGACGUUCCCGUUCUGUUGCUAAAUCAGCCUAAUAUUACUAAGUAGUGCGCGCCCUUGAACUAGCGACGUUUUGGCGGGAAAACUUGCUAGCCGUCGUCAUUCUACUACGAGUCGAGAAUAGGGAGCUUUAGCAACGAUGACGGCGACGGCAAAGAGGACGUCAAAAAAGCAAUAGGUUUGUUGAGCAAAACAACAACUCUGCACGUGCAUCACGCUUUUUUGUUCAUUUCUUUACCGUCCUUGCACGNAGUGGACGACGGGAAAGCACGCGGAAAGAACUAAACACGACUUCUGGUGCCCAAUUUGCCGCUCUGCCAUUGGUCAAGCCAGUUGUUUGAUCUGCGCCCGCCGUCGUCAACUGACGUUCCCGUUCUGUUGCUAAAUCAGCCUAAUAUUACUAAGUAGUGCGCGCCCUUGAACUAGCGACGUUUUGGCGGGAAAACUUGCUAGCCGUCGUCAUUCUACUACGAGUCGAGAAUAGGGAGCUUUAGCAACGAUGACGGCGACGGCAAAGAGGACGUCAAAAAAGCAAUAGGUUUGUUGAGCAAAACAACAACUCUGCACGUGCAUCACGCUUUUUUGUUCAUUUCUUUACCGUCCUUGCACGACUACGACGUGAAAAUGCCUAAUUGCAGGUUUUAUGGAGAACGUAAACAAGCGACGACGAAUCUCUUUUUCCCUCUCUAAACUUGAAUGCGGUCCUCAAGAAAUCAACUCCAGGGAAAUUUGCCUACACUUUCCAUUUUCAGCAAAUUGGAAUAAACGGGACAAAGAUUGAAAAAACGGGAAUUCAUUUUAAAACUGACGUUUUCGCUGCAGUUGUUGUCGUCGAUGCUAAAGCUCCCUAAUGUCGUAAUGGCGGAAAUGAGUUAUCAAAUGUUAGAAGUUUUAUCAUUUUGCGAUCGAGAGAGGGCUUAACCUCCUCAAUAUAGAUAACAGUGCUAACUGUUCUACUGAAAAAAGAAAGUACAAUGAAGCUUCCUGGUUUGUCUAAACUUUAGGUUAAAUCUUUUACUCAUAGUCGUCUCAUAGUAGUUCUCGUCCUCGAAUCUAAAGCUCUCUAAAAGCAUCUCGUAGACAAAGCAUUCAAGAACUCAAACCAUCACUGAACGUUCAGUCGGACACGAUUCGCGCUAAGCUUUUCUAUUAAGAAAGUUUGAUAAUAAUGAAGCAAGCACAAAUGCAGUUUAAUUUAUUCAAACUUCAACUCUUAACAAAUUUGAAACUUAAACAUUUCUCACUCUUGAAAAUGGUGUUCGAAACAUUGAAAGGUCGAGUAACGUUCUUAAGUUCAAUUUUUCUUGUUAAAUUCUUCAAAAAGCGACUGACUAUCGGGUCUAUCAACAUCAAUCACCGUCUUAAUUUCAAGAAACACACAGAAAAAAAAAUGAGCUAAUCGUUAGUUAUAUCAAAUUUCAAUAGAUUUCAGUAAGCAAAAUUUAUAACCCCAUUGUUCAAUGAAAUUUCCACCUCCACAGCAAGGUUUUGGUUUACACAAUGUUAAUGUCAAAUUUCAUUGUUGUUUUUAUUUCUUGGAGCAGAUUUCGUGGAAUGAGAUUCUGUACUCUGUUAAUGCGAGUGUUGUAGGACUGGCGCGAUGCGCUUCAGACGAGGUAAGAAUAGGAGUCUCUGACCCUUUAUUUAUCUUCUUGAAAAUGCCGUACAAAUCCUUGUAAUAUGUUCACGGCCAUUUUGAGGAUUAUGCAUUAUGGUACCACACGUAUUUUGAUACUUACCAUACUGAACUUGGGCUGCAUGUGACUUAUCUAACUUUUCUCUUUGACGGAGCUCUCUUUCUCCUUCUGCAAUGUCGAGUCUCGCUUUUUGGGCGAUUGAGUAAGUCUGACAAGUGUUUCAAAAAAUGUGACGACUUUUGCAUUCUCGGGGCUUUACCUAAGAUGGACCAGAACUUCGUCCAUGGAGGUAAAAAAAAAAUUCAAGUCUUUUCAAGCUAUCGAUGCCGUGAUGAUCUUCGACUUGACAAGCGACUUGGCUUAAAUUCAAACUUUACCCAUCUUUAUCUAUACGAGGCUUGAGGCUUAGGGCCUGUUUACAUGGUGGUGGGGGACCCCAGAUAGGUGAAGUAACCCGCCUGCCCAUAUAAUUUCUCAUAUAGUCACCCCACCUAUCAUGUAAACGUGAUCAAAUAAAAUGAGAAUCUAUAUUGACAGGCGGGUUAUUCCACGUAAGCGGGUUACCUCACCUACCUUGGGCCCCCCACCUGCAUCUAAACAGGCCCUUAGGCAGGUAGGUGGGUGGAGUAACCUGCCUGUCCAUAUAAUAUAAUGUUUACAUGAUAGGUGGGGUGACACGCCACAUGUCACCUGACCUAUCUUGGGUCCCCCACCUCCAAGUAAACAGGCCGUGAGUUGAGAAAAUAAGUUACCUUUUUCUUUCAGAUGUAUCGCCGAGGAGAUUGCAGUACGCCUUGGUGCUUUAUGCGGAGUCCCAUUACAGAAUGCAUCGGUUUGGGUAAUUAUCUUUUUCAGAUUAUAUAAGAUUCCUCUUUGUCGCAGUAUACCUUCUGAUUUUGCUUUUAAUUAUUUAUUUAUUUGUUUUUUUUUGUCGAAAGAAGUUCGUCACUGAGCUGCGCAUGCUCGACAGCGGUAGCCUAACUAUUCUCAACCCAGCACUUAUAACAGCGCCUAUGCUUCUGACUCCGCGGUCAUGCGGAUGAGAGCUCUGGGUCGAGUUUGCGAGAUCAAGGCUCAUGGACAGUCCUGAGGAAAAUUUUUAUGGAGUUAAAUCUUACCCUUCGUUUAGAAUUUUACUUUUUAGAGAGAGGGUUUGCUCUUCGUCACAGUUUGACUGUUUCCAUAUUACGUAUUUCCGUGAAUUACUGUGCAUUUACGAAGGAAUAUGUGAUCUGCGAUAUCCGCUCUCGUUUUCAAGAGGUUUUAACUGUUAAGGGUUGCGACUGGGGAAAUUUUGGUGUUUUGGAUUGGUGCCGGGUCGCAUAUUUGCUAAUACGUCUGUGUUCCCAGGCUACAUAUUUGCGAGGGUUACUUGUCAUUUCGCCCCCGGUUACUUAGUCACCUAUUUUCGAGUCAUUUAGCGCACUUCAUAUGUAAUAUUCCUCGUUCUGUAAGCCAUAAAGCAAAACAAGCGCGCUUCAAACUGUAAUAUUCCUCGUUUUUUAAGCCAUAAACCAAACAAGCACUCUUCAAAUAUAAUAUUCCUCGUUCUAGAAUAGGAGGGUAAGUAACCGGGGUGAAAAGACUAGGGGGCGAGAUGACAGGUAACCUUUGCGAGAGGUGGUCGCACGUGGAGGUGCUCGACUGUAUUUUUUUUUUAGUAAUUUGGCAGUUCAGGAUUCUGUGUAUUGGCUCUCUUUGGGGAAAACAUUCAUUUCUGUUUUAUCUGUAAUAAUCAACCGUUUCUCCGUCGUAGGAAUUGUGCGGAACAUCGAUCCCGUUGAGAAACUGCUCUUUGUGUUGACACCCCUCGGGUUGAACGAUCUUAAACAAGUUAACACCUUACUUAAAGGAAACUUAGAAAUUCCAGCAGCUUUACUGUUAUCGGUGAGUAGAAGAGAAUGA
This is a messenger RNA of Porites evermanni, 12165 nucleotides long. The record is from the annotation of a GenBank genome assembly. Lineage: Eukaryota; Metazoa; Cnidaria; Anthozoa; Scleractinia; Poritidae.